AUGACAGGAGGUGGCCGUCCCGACGUCCAAGUGAGUAGACUAUGCAUGCACCGUCCACGAUCACAUCUCUAUCCAGGUCCUUGGAGGAAUUAAUACAAUCAGCUGAUUGUGGUUUUUUUUAAAUGUAAAUGCUCGUCAGCUGAUUCAAUGAGAGGGAUGAAAGGAGAAGGUACAAUAUUGCAACACCCGUCGCCUAAAGACCUAAAGGCAACACAUUCCUGAUCAACGUCGCCCUGGCAGAUCUGAUGGUGGUGGGAGUCGUGAUGCCUGCUUCAGCCAUUGUGAUCCUAGCAGGCAUCAAGGACUCCCCGCUGGAAACCGUCUGCAGUAUCCAGUGGCUUCUGUCCAUCGUCUGCUGGCUUGUCACCAUCCUCUCGUUGCUCGCCACGGCGGCAGAGAACUACGCUCGUCUGUGUCUGUCACCUCAUUGCUACUCCCUGCUCACCAAUGAGUUCAUCACCCUCAUCAUGUUUGGCAUCUGGGUAGUCAGCUCCGUCUUGGUAGCCCUUCAGUUUUACUACGACUUGCUGCCUGACUACUGCAGUACCAUGACGUCCAAAAUUCUCCCCUACCAGGCACUGACGGCAGUCAUGUGUGUGAUACUGCCGGGGUUAAUUACUCUCGCGCUGUACUUUAGAAUCAUCAUGCAAGUCCGUCUAGCCCGAUCCAACCCGAACUUCAAGCCGCCCAUGGCUUUCAACUGGGACUACUCUCUAAUGAAGACCAACAUGUACAGCUUCUUUUGCUUCUUCGCCUUCUGGCUGCCCUUCGGUAUUAUCCUCUGCCUCGCGUCGACCAGGAAGAUCUCCGCUCUCCUGUUCUACAACCUGGCGUGGCUCGCGCUCAGCAAGUCUUGCGUCAACAACAUCCUCUACGCCGCUUGUAACCGCCACUUCAGGAACGCCUACAUCAACCUGUUCCACUACUGCUGCUGCAAGACUACAGUCACGUUCUCCAGGAGGUCUCGUCCUGAAGCAGUUAGGCCCACGGGAGACGUCAGAGUCCACAUCAUCCCUGGGUACAACAUGUAUUCCUACACCAGCCCCCAGAGAGCUAAUAGAGACACAGCCAAGUCCCCUGGUAAGCGAGGGGCGGCCACGAGGACUAGACCUAACGGCAGGGAUGUGUACGAGUUGUGAUCUUAACAUUUAAGUGUGGCUUGAGUAAUCGACUGAUAAAUUAACGUCCCCGUGCGGUGUUUCCUUUAUGUGCGAUGUUUGUUUAGAAGCAUUAAUUGCUCUGUCACACUGCCUCGGGAGCUUUGAAAUGCGUUUUGCAAAGUUAGGGUUGGUUCUAAAUGCCUGGAAUGUAUUAAUUUUUUAUGUUUCGUUACCAGCUUAUAAGAGAACCUUUUGAAUUAAACCUUUUUUGGGGAAAAUGAUAAUUACUUCGAUUUAUUUCAACAAAACCAAUAGUUGGACACAAAAUUCUUAUUCAAACAUUUUAUCCACUAGUUACAAUAAAUAAAAUUGGAAAUACCCUUUGCCCCUGCAAUUAACUGUAUUUUUCGUUAUAUUGCAUCAAAUAUUUAAACUAACAAAUGCACUUGAAACUUUUUUAGUUAGCUCACACAUCUCACAAAAAUGAGAUCGUCUUGUUUGGUUACAUAAGAAAACAUCUGGAACUGACAUAUUCAACUAUUUGGUUCUUGGGAGAGUAAAAAGUAUCACAUAUUACUCCGCCAUUACAAAAAGGAUUUUAAGUAUAAAUAACUGGCAAAUCUCUACGUUUCAAACCGACUAAAUAUUGACAAAGGGGGUUUCAUCGUAGUCAAAUAUACAUGGUUAGACAAUGAUAGUCACUCAUUUAACGAUAUCAAAAUAGCUUUUAAUCUGAUCUAUUUUAGUAAUAAAAAUCACCUAACUGUACCACAUAAUACAUCGAGUUAAAUAUACACAUUCAUUAUAAUUCAGCUAAUUAUUUUUCCCGUAGAUUUGAAAGAAUUACUCUUACCCUUCAAAUCAUGUAUUGACAACAGUCAUUUUUCCUACAGUAUAAAGAAAAAGGCGAGUAGUUAUAAAAUGGGGAAUAUACAAGUGACGAGCGAGUGUGAAAUGAGCGAUUCGUGCUUCUUGACUGUGUCAAUGUCUACUGUACGCUUAGUCAACACCAUAUUUAUACAGCUGUGGUUCAUGUCAUGUUUCAUGUGAUGAUUGUUGUAUCCGGGACAAUAUACAUGGGCACACUCUACACUAAUUGUCUACAACCUAAAUGUAAACCAUAUAUGUACGUAGCAAUGUAAUGAAUGUGUACCCAAAAGUCAUGUUAAUGAACAAUAUUGGCUGCGGAUAGUUCUGGUGAUGACGGUAAAAGCUAGUUACCAACGUAUGCCUAAUAUUUAAAUACCAAAAAAUACAGCACAAUUUAUUAAAUCUUAAUCACACUAUGAUGGUACUCACAACUCAAGAUUUGUUGAUAACUGUAAGUUAUUAGAAUGAUUAUUGUAUUACCUAAAAAUAUUUUACUAAUUUAUAAAGUUGAGCAUAAAGUACAAAAUCAACAGCUAAUAUAGUAACAAAGAGAUAUUGAUAUCCUUUGUUAGUUAGGUACCCCAUUACUAGGAUGAUCUUUAGAUGCGUUACAUUUCACCCUUAUGAAGAAGACUCGAAUUUCCAUUUUAACUCCUUGAAAUGUUAUUGGGUUCACUAAACCAACCUUUUUGGGGGCAAGUAAGUUGUUUUGUAUCGAACACUUCCAAUUUUAAAAGUGGCAACUAUAUUCCCUCCCCCAAGAAAUUGUAAGAAUUUAACGGUUCCCUGAUAUAUUAUAUUUUCUCCAACGAAAUAUGUCUUGUAACUUUGAUCUAAAAUAUUUGUAUAUCAGGGCAACUCAACAAAUUUCAGAGUGAUCAAAUGGAAUCUGAAUUGUUUGGUCAUUAUUUUUAUCUGUAUGUUGCUAGUACUGUCCCUAUUUUUUUGUGAUCCUGAGCAAAACAAAAUGUUUGCACCACAAAAAUUAAUCUUUUAUACUACAGCUAGCUUAGUAAAUAGGUAGCCUAUGCCUAUAAGAGAACAGGGAAAUAUUCUACAUGAUAAACCCAUUAUAAAAAAAAUACCUAGUAUGGUAAAAAGAAUCGGUGUGUAAAAUAACCAAUUCAAGGAGAGUGUAAUUGUAAACCUAAAACAUAAAAAUUAUCUCUUACAAAGAUCUCUUAGAUGUAGUAGAGCUCUAAAAAGGUCUUCGAUGGAUGCAAAUUAUGUAAUUUUUAUUUUGUACUAUUAAUAGUAAUAAAAUAGUAAACAUGCUAAGUAAAAACUAUGCUAAAAUAUUACAAGGGAAUUAAUUCAGUUGUAAUUCCAGAUCUAAAACAUUAGGCAGUACAUUCUUAUAAACAUUUUAAAAGAAAAAUAUGCUACAGAGUGAAUAUAUCUUAACGCGUACAUAUUGUUGGUGUUCAACCUAAAGUGUUAUAAUACAGAAAAGUGCCUACGUUAUUGUGAUGUUUGAUGUAUUCUUUGUAAAGAAAAUAUAACAACUUAAAAUUUCUCUUAGUGAAAGAAAAUGUUCAAUAACUAAACCAAUUUAAUCUUCAUUAACAGCCAAUACUAGUUAUAUACUAAUAUUGAUUCAUAGAUAUGUCAUAGAUGUAUAUUUUGUAUCUAUUUGUGUAAGUAAACUCACCGUUUUUGUGUCCACAUAAAAUAGAUGUCGUGACAAUAAAUGUGACAAUGUAUCAAAAGUACUUCAGUGGAACUUGAACAGCUUAAAGAUUGUGUAUAUAAUAGUACGAAAACAUAUUUUUGU
Messenger RNA from Macrosteles quadrilineatus (aster leafhopper), 3744 nucleotides. RefSeq names its product melatonin receptor type 1B-like. Lineage: Eukaryota; Metazoa; Arthropoda; Insecta; Hemiptera; Cicadellidae. Gene Ontology annotation, cellular component: membrane. Bases 246 to 1139 code for a protein of 297 amino acids. The transcript is spliced from 5 exons. Gene Ontology annotation, biological process: G protein-coupled receptor signaling pathway. Gene Ontology annotation, molecular function: G protein-coupled receptor activity. The record is from RefSeq and is a predicted model, not a curated record.